Cuscuta epithymum is the source of this 1058-nucleotide messenger RNA. The record is from the annotation of a GenBank genome assembly. NCBI's taxonomy places the organism in Eukaryota, Viridiplantae, Streptophyta, Magnoliopsida, Solanales, Convolvulaceae.
GAUUUAUUUAGUUGAUGAAAUGAACAAUUACUUCCCAACACAAGCUGGCCUCUAUACCGACCACAAGCAUGAAGUGUAUGCCGUACACGAGGACCACAAUGGCUUCCCUAUUAUUGGUAUCGGCUAAUACAGACGUAAAAGCAUAUCAUCCUUUCCGUUUAUUCACAAAAUAUUCUGCUCGUUGCACAGCGCGAAUCAGAGGAUUCUCGUUCGCUCCGGCCUUCAAUUUCCCGGUCGUAUACACUCAGAAAGGUCUUCGUCGAUCGUUCUCGCCUCUAAACGUGAACAGCAGCGGAGAUGAAGUCCCGGACGAUUUAAUUGAAGAACUGAGGGUUCCAAUCCAUUGGUCGGAACCUUCUAAGGCUUUAGAGGCGUCAGAAUGGCUGAGAGUUACUCUCAACAAGUGGUUGGAUGAUGAAUAUUGUCCUGAAGACACCAAUGUGGAAAUUAGCAAGGUUGCUUCAAGUUCGUUCUACAAAUCGUUAAUGGAGAAAGAGAUCGAUAUAGGUGAGAUAUUGUUAAAGAUGGCUAAAGAUUUGGAAUCUAUAUCCUAUCAGGAGAGCUUUCAUGGAGCAUUCUCAUCAGCAAAUGCAGCAGUAGGUCUCAUAAUCCAACGGAUUGAGCAGGAGUACUAAAAGCUUUACUGCAAUCGGCCAGAUUGAUAUAUUCUUCAAUUUACUAAGAAUGUUCAGCGGCUUCAGCCACACGGUCCACACAGAUACAAUCAAGGUGAAUUGUUUGGAGAAAGUGAUUUGGGUCAGGCUUAAUUCAUGUUCCUGGUGAUCUGAGUAUAUAAUUGGCAGCUAACUUUGGUAGCUAUUUGCCUAAGAAGUGCAUUUAACUAUCUGAAAACGCGUUCUAAGAAAUCAUAUUGAAAGGAUGAAUGCUAACACAGAUUGUGAGAAUAGCUUGACUUGAUCAGUGUUAGAGGGAUAUUAAGGUUGUGAUUUUCCUUAGUACUAGCAUUAAAUACUGCAUGAUUUGCGGUGUAGUGAAGACUGAAAAGGUGGAAGAGUCUCGCUCGCCUUGCAUUUAGUUUGGGUUUCACUCAUCAUCCC